AUGAAAUCAAAAGGAGAAAAAAAACAAGAGCCUAGAGCAAGAGGUAUUAGCUUAGGUAAAAAGGGAGUGGAUGUGGGAUAUGAUACGAUUUUAUCCAAGAAGAAAAAUAGUCUAGAGGGCAAGAUAGCUGGAGAUGAGCCAUAUAUUGAUUCAGAUGAGGAGGUAAGUUUUGAAAUAGAUUCUGAUCUUGAUAUUUACGGGGAUACUGAGGUUGAACAACCUACUAGAAGAGAAGGAAAAUCAAGGAGAGCAAAAAGAAAUUAUAAGAGGAUUAUGUUUGAUCCUACUUGUAAAUUAAUAGUUUGGGAGCUUGAACUUUGUUUUGAAAAUGUUGGAGAGUUUAGAAAAACUCUUACUAGAUAUGUUGUUCAAGAACAUGUAGAGCGAAAUAAGUUUGUGAAUGAAUCAAAAAGGAUUAGAGUAAAGUGUGUAGAUGGUUGUCCAUGGUUGUUGUUUGCAAGCAUUGAUUCUAGGACUACAGAUUUUCUAGUUAAAAAGUACAUUCCAGUCCACAAGUGUAAUGCCACAACAAAGAAUAAAUUGGUGAAUUCUAAGUACUUGGCAAAAAGGUACUGGGAUAGAAUAACAUCAGAACCUGGAAUUAGAGCUUUUCAGAUUCAAGAGUUACUAAAAAAUGAUUUGAAGGUAUAUAUAGGGAGGACCGUAGCAAGAAAAGCUAGAAACAUUGUGUUGCAGAAAAUUAUGGGUGAUCAUGUGGAAGAUUUCAAAAGAAUUUUGGAUUAUAGGGAUGAGCUUUUAAAGACCAAUCCAGGUAGUACAUAUGUAGUGAGGUUUAGUGAAGAAACUUUUGAAGGUGGAAGAAAACAGUUCCAAUCUUUUUACAUAUGUUUUGAUGCUUUGAAGAAAGCAUUCAAAACUGGUGCCAGGAGAUGUAUUGGGUUUGAUGGUUGUUUUUUAAAAGGUAUUUGUAAGGGUCAAUUACUUGUGGCUAUUUGUAAGGAUGGGAAUAACCAGAUGCUACCACUAGCUUGGGCAGUAGUUGAAGUUGAAAAUAAAUUCACUUGGAGAUGA
Capsicum annuum is the source of this 1032-nucleotide messenger RNA. RefSeq lists its product as uncharacterized. The coding region runs from base 1 to 1032 and encodes 343 amino acids. Lineage: Eukaryota; Viridiplantae; Streptophyta; Magnoliopsida; Solanales; Solanaceae. The transcript has a single exon. The record is from RefSeq and is a predicted model, not a curated record.